CCACCUCCGUCCAGCGGUCCACCAAGUCCUCAUAACUCAUGGCGUGGAGCAGAUACACGCUCCCGAUCCUCGCGGCCUCCGCCGUGAUCCAGGUCGCGCUGGUCGCGUACGCAGCCUACGUCGACGCGCACCCCGAGCGAUUCGGUGGCCUGCGGUACACGGACGUGGACUGGCGCGUCGUGCUCGACGGGCUGCGCGCAACCUUCCGCCCAAAGUCCUACGCCGAGGGACCGCUCGGCCCCGCCCUCGCCCUCGGGUCGCCAUACGACCGCGCCACGUUCCGGUACACGCCGCUACUCGUGCUCGUGCUCGCGCCUGCAGCGCUUGCGCCUGCUCUCGGCCGCCUCGUCCUCGUGGCGCUGACCCUCGCCCUCCCACCGAUCCUGCUCAGUGCCGGCGCGGAAGAGUGGAAGGUCCAUGCGCUGUGGACGCUCAACCCCGUCGUGCUGAACAUCACAACGCGCGGCAGCCCCGAAGCCCUCCCCUGCUUCUUGACGGCUGCACUCGCGCUCGCCCUCCGCCGCGCCGGGUUGGGAAGGCGCGCAAGCGCGAGCGCAAGCCCAAGCGCCAGAGGAAGGUGGGAGGCGGCCGCCGCCGUCAUCCUCGCCCUUGCAGCAAGCUACAAAAUCUACCCCGUCAUCUACGUGCCGGCGAUCUGGUCCGCUCUCGCGCGGAGACACGGCUGGUUCGGCGCCGCCGUGUGGCGCUUCGGUGCGAUCGCAGCCGCCACCGCCCUCGCCAUUAACGGCGCGUUGUGGCUUGUAUGGGGCGAGCCCUUCCUUGAACACACGUUCCGGUACCACCUUGCCCGCCUCGAUCACAGGCACAAUUUCAGCCCGUAUUUCCUCCCGAUCUACUUCGCGCGCACGCUGCCCAGCGACGGCGGCGCCCUCCUCCGCGCGCUGAGGCAUCCGCUGGCCAGUUUCUUGCCCCAGUUCAGCCUCGUCCUCGGCGCCGGUUUCGCGCUUACCCCGCGCCUCGGAGUUGAGAGCGCCAUGUUCUUCCAGACGGCCCUCUUUGUUGUGUUCAACAAGGUCUGCACCAGUCAGUACUUCCUCUGGCCGCUGCCACUCGUGCCCCUCCUCACUUUCCCUUCGUUGACAUGGCCCCGCCUCGGCGCUGCUCUCGCUGCCUGGGUUGCAGGACAAGCGCUCUGGUUGAGCCAAGCGUACCGUCUUGAACUGCUCGGCGAGAGCGUGUGGGUGCGCGUGUGGGCGGCGGGCCUUGUGCUGUUCGCCGCGAGUGUGUGGGGCUUGGGCGUGUUGUUGGCCGGGACCAGGGAGGUUGGACCGGCGGAGAAACCGGCAGUGUUGGCAACGGACAAGAGCAAGGCAGAACACAAGCAUUGAUAGACACUAGAUUCAUCGUACAACAUGCAUCUACGCACAGGCACACACACU
Cutaneotrichosporon oleaginosum is the source of this 1400-nucleotide messenger RNA. RefSeq lists its product as uncharacterized. The record is from RefSeq and is a predicted model, not a curated record. NCBI's taxonomy places the organism in Eukaryota, Fungi, Basidiomycota, Tremellomycetes, Trichosporonales, Trichosporonaceae. Gene Ontology annotation, biological process: GPI anchor biosynthetic process. Gene Ontology annotation, molecular function: GPI mannosyltransferase activity; alpha-1,4-mannosyltransferase activity. Gene Ontology annotation, cellular component: glycosylphosphatidylinositol-mannosyltransferase I complex; membrane.